Adineta ricciae is the source of this 3120-nucleotide messenger RNA. NCBI's taxonomy places the organism in Eukaryota, Metazoa, Rotifera, Eurotatoria, Adinetida, Adinetidae. The record is from the annotation of a GenBank genome assembly.
AUGUACAUUAUGUUUUUCUUCUCUUUCAAUCGUACUCAAGUGAUCUAUACAUUGAAUACGAAAGUUGACGAACAUGAAACUUAUGUAUCGAAUUUAAAACAAGCGUUUGAACAGGAAAAAGCCGCUUUGGCAACAAACGCUUCAGCUCGCAUCGAUGAUUUACUUCAACGUGUCGAGAAACUUUCUUCAAUUAAAACAACACAGAAUUCUCUGUAUGAAAACAAGAUUCAUAUGCUUGAAUCCGAGAGACAAAAUCAAGCUAACGAACUCCUGCGUGUUCAACAGUCAGCAGUUGAACAUGAACACGAAUUAGCGGAAGAUUUCCGAGCAAAAAUUUCUACACUCAAACAAGAGAUAAAUCGUAUAAAACAGAUCUACGAUGAUCAGUUAACAAAUCUGAAAUGUGGACACAAACAAGCAUUAGAUCAACUUCACGAGAAACAUCAGCUGGAAGUGGAGAAAUUAAAAGUUGAAAUGAAACAUCUAUUCGAUGUGGAAAGCGAAGCUCAGACGAAGUUCUUUUCUCAAACUAUUGAAGAUCUUAAACGCGAACAUAAUGAUCUGCUGACGAAACAACGAGAUCAACAAUUGACACAGAAUGAAUUAGGACAGGAGUAUAUGAAGGAGAAGCAACAAUUAGAAAAACGAAUUCAGAUGUUCGAAGACCAAAUCGAGCAGAUUCAAAGUAAAUUUCAAUUAGAAUUUACUGAGCAAAAGCAUCAAUUGGAAACAAAAAUGAACGAUUACACAAAACUACAAAGUGAAUUCGACGAAUACAAGUUGCAUUAUAAAACGAAUUCAAGCAAUCUUACCGAAAUCCACGAACAAUUCAUUAAACAAAAAGAUGAAUGUGAACAAUUGAAGCAAAAAUUAGACAAAACCUAUGGCGAGAUGAACUCAGUCAAGGAGAAACUUCAUAAACAAUCAACUGAAUUGGAUGAGAAAUCAAAAUUGAUUAAAGAGAAAGAAGCGUUCGGUCGUCAAUUAGAAGGAGAUUUAACAAGUUGUCGGAAAGAGCUACAACUAGCAUCAGAUCGUUUACGGCACAUGCAGGAAGAUCAACACACACAACUGACACAAUCGGAAUCAACAACAAACUAUCUUGAACGACGGAUACACGAAUUGGAUAAAACAAUCCAUGAAUUGACAUUAGAAAAGCAGCAGAUAAUGGUUAAAUACGAUCGGGAACUAACAGACCUGCGUGAAACUUAUGAAAAUCAAGUGGAAUUAUGCAAGAAGGAAAUGCAAAACGAACUUCAUCGUCUAACUGAACAUCAGCAACAGUUAAUAACUGACGAACAGACGCGAGGACGAACAAAUUUACAAGCAAAAGAACAAGAACUUCGUCAACAAUUCGAAACGGAGAAAAAUGAUCUUCUCGCUCAAUGGAAAGCGGAAAUCAAUCUAAAUAAAUCUGAACAGAAUGAGAUUAAUCAACAAUUGAAUCAAAUCAAAGAUUCGUAUAUGAAACAAAUCGAUCAAUUGAAAGCACGUUUAGAAGAUACUGAAAAUAAAUUUUCGAAUAUUGAUAAAGAACUUGCCGAAAGUCAAGUAUCGAAUAAAGAAUACAAGAAACAAAUUGACAAACUUCAAGCCGAUCUCGAAAAGCAAUUGAAAAGCGCACAACAAUUUCAAAUAGAAUGCGAUCAUUUGAAAAAACACUGUAAAGAAUUGGAAAUACAUUCGACCACAGAGUUGAAAGAUAAAAUCGAUAAGUUAGCCAUGGAAUUAAACGAUAAAUGGUCAAAGAAAUUGAAAACGGAUUGCGAGAAGAUUCGUAAAGAAAUAACUCAACAAAAAGAUGAAGAAAAACAGAAGGCAUUAGAAGAGUUACAACGACAAAAGCAAAACGAAUUAUUAUCCACACAGAAUCGAAUUGAAGAACUCGAACAACAAAUUUACCAGAUGAAGAAUGAAGCGUUGACUGAGCAGCAAAAGUCGAAAGAAGACGCUUUGGUUGCAUUACAAAAUGCCAAUGAAGAUAAACGUCGUGCGAUCAAUGAGUUUCAAAUGCGUAUACAAGAUCUGACAACACAAAUUCAACGACUAGAAGCGAAGACCAAAGAAGAUUCCCUCGAACAGAAACUGCAAUUGGAAAAAGAACAUCUCAAUCAAAUCAAUGAAUUGAAGAAUCGUCAAUUGGAAGAUAUUCGAGGACAACAAUUGGCUUACAAUACACAUUUGGAAACAGUACGUGCUGACCACGAACGUGUAUUGACGUUAGAAAUUGAAAAAAUUAACGUUCAGCACCAGUCGAAUCUCGAUCAACAACGAAAAGAAUUGGCUAAAUUACAUUCGAGUGAAUUAGAGGAGAAAGAACGAGGUCAUGUCAAGGAAUUAGCAGCUGUGCGUUUACAACUGGAUCGGGCGUUGGAAAUCGCGAAAAUCAAGGAACGUGAAGCUGACUUACGUAUUGAAGAUUUGACAAGUGAUCUUACUACGAAAAAAAAUCGUAUCGAUAGUUGUCUACGAGAUAUACGUGAGCUGGAAAGUCAAAUAGAACAGUUGCAUAGCGAAGCAAAUUUACGUAGUAAAGAACUUCAACGUGUUCGAAAUGAAGUUCAAAAAGAAAUGAAACACCGGGAAGAGAAAUUACGCAACCAGAACGAUGAGAAAAUUCGUGACCUUAUCAAAGCACAUGAAACUGAAGAGAAACAACUGUUAGAAGAAUUCACCAAAGCGCACGAUCUACUCAAAGCACGCAUAACAGAACUUCAAAUGAAUUAUAACGAAGCGGAAGAACGCUAUCGUAGGCGUGAAUCUCGUGCUGAAGAUCUCGAGUUAAUCUCGACACUUCAGCAAACGAUUGCUUCAUAUCAAGAACAACUGAAAAAGAUUCAUGACGAAAAGAAACUUCUUCAGAUGGAAUUAGUCAAUCGAGAGACGAACUUUAACAAAGUUUUCACUAACGCUCCAUCUUCCAGUGUGGGUGUUCUCAAUCCUUUAGCAUUUAAUACAAAAUUUGUGCCACGUAGUUCUGACGGAAGUGUACCAUCCCGUCUAAAAUCUCAAUCACCUCGUCCAACUAAACUCGAGCCAUUAGUUCCGAACGGCGAAGCUCCACCUGAUUUGACAUUGAAAUCGAAUAAGCCGUUAUUACCUAAGCGUUUCGUGAAAUAG